Chanos chanos (milkfish) is the source of this 1134-nucleotide messenger RNA. It is a transcript of the gene mterf2, whose product is annotated as mitochondrial transcription termination factor 2. The transcript has a single exon. Gene Ontology annotation, biological process: regulation of DNA-templated transcription; termination of mitochondrial transcription. Bases 1 to 1134 code for a protein of 377 amino acids. Gene Ontology annotation, molecular function: double-stranded DNA binding. Gene Ontology annotation, cellular component: mitochondrial matrix. The record is from RefSeq and is a predicted model, not a curated record. Lineage: Eukaryota; Metazoa; Chordata; Actinopteri; Gonorynchiformes; Chanidae.
AUGAUGCGCUCAGUCACUGCGUCGCUGUGUUUUUACCGCUGUCAAGCCAGGGUGUUUUCGCCCCACAUCCUUCGCCCCUGUUCAACGUCCAACCAGAUCGAAAACAAACUCACCAUUGAUGCUCUCUACAACCUCUCAGUGGACAUCAGUAGAAUCCGUCAGCUAAAGAGCUGGGUGUUACACCAGAGCCCUGCCUACACCAAUGAGGCUGCAGCUUUGCUGAAGGACAUGGGGGCUAGUGGGCAGGUCGUCGCCCGGAUCCUGGAGCUGUACCCCGAGGCGAUCCUGUGCCGUCCGGAAGAGAUGCAGGCGCAGAAGGAACUCUGGUUGUCCGUGUGCCCCAGCGAGAAAGACCUCGUUGGCAUCAUUGAGAAAUUCCCCGCCUCGUUCUUCACAGCCUCCUCCCAUCAUGCCAAUCAGAGGGCCAACAUACUGUACUUCCAGACCUUGCAUCUGAACAGACGCAUCAUCAGCAAGCUCAUGGCCAGUGCUCCGCAAAGCUUCCGUAGACCGGUCAGCCAGAACGAAGAGAUGGUCCAGACGCUCCAGAGGGCGUAUCUUGACCUCGGAGGAAAUGAGGACAACAUGAAGAUCUGGCUUCAGAAGCUCCUAAGUCAAAACCCUUACGUGCUUCUGAAACCCCCCGAGGCAAUGCGCGAGAACCUCAUGUUCCUCAAAGACAGAGGCUUCACCAGCUCUGAACUCCUACAGCUGCUGUCCAAACUGAGAGGCUUUGUCACAGAAUUGAAUCCUCAGGCUAUGACGCUCACCUUGGCUUACUCCAAAGAGACACUAGGUUGUUCCGAUGCUGAACUUAGGGCCAUUGUCCUCAAGUGCCCGGCCCUGCUCUAUUACUCAGUGCCCAUCUUGGCUGACAGAUUCAAAGGACUCCUCAGUGCUGGCGUCAGCAUAAAUCAGAUACUGGAGACUCCGACAGUACUGGAACUGACCACGCAGAUAGUUCAUUACCGUAUUCAGAAAUUGCGUUCUUAUGGUUAUGAUAUAAGGACAGGCAGUCUUGAGGUCCUCAAUGGUACCAAGAAGGACUUUGAGAUGAGCUAUGGCAAACUGCAGCUGAGGCGAGAGAGACCGCUCUUUAACCCAGUGGCCCCGCUGAGGGCCGCUGAGGACUGA